GGAGGCAGCUGCGCAGAGUGAGUGAACACAGAGCACGCCUCUGCCAGCGAGCUACAGUGUGUCAACAGGCGCUAGAAUGUCGGGUAAGAGUUUCCGAGUCAGCGACGGGGACUGGAUUUGUCCCGAUAAAAAGUGUGGAAAUGUGAAUUUUGCAAGAAGAACUAGUUGUAACAGAUGUGGCAGGGAGAAAACCACAGAGGCAAAGAUGAUGAAAGCAGGAGGAACAGAGAUUGGGAAAACCCUGGCUGAGAAGAGCAGAGGCCUCUUCAGUGCAAAUGAUUGGCAAUGCAAAACGUGUGGCAAUGUGAACUGGGCGAGACGGUCAGAGUGCAACAUGUGUAACACACCCAAAUAUGCCAAGUUGGAAGAGAGAACAGGUUAUGGUGGAGGUUUCAAUGAAAGGGAAAAUGUAGAAUACAUUGAACGGGAGGAAUCAGAUGGUGAAUAUGAUGAGUUUGGAAGGAAAAAGAAAAAGUAUCGUGGGAAGACCAACAGCACAUCUUCCUCAAAAAGUGAAAAGAAAGAGGUCCCAAAAGUGGCGAAGGAGGAAGAUGAAGAAGAAGAAGAGGAGGAAGAUGGUGACGUGUCAAAGUACAAAUUGGAUGAUGAAGACGACGAAGACGACGAAGAUGGAGACCUGUCAAAGUAUGACCUAGAUGCCAGUGAUGAAGAAGACAAGCCAGCCAAGAAAAAGGGAAGCCGCUCAGGAUCGUCCCGUUCAUCCUCGCGCUCCUCCAGCUCCAGUUCUCGGUCGAGGUCCAGGUCCCGCUCUAGAAGCUCAUCCAGUUCCAGAUCUGGAUCUCGCUCCAGGUCCCACUCCAGAUCCAGCUCCAGGUCUGGAAAGGGCUCCUCUCCCAGGAAGAGGUCCCGCUCACCCUCUUCCUCUCCCGAGAGGGGACAGAAACGCAGCCGCUCCAGGUCUUCGUCUGGAGGGAGAAAACGGAGGCGGUCUAGAUCACAUUCGUCCGAAAGGUUUGGGUUUCUGUGGAAUACCACAAUGGCACUGAUUGUUAUUAGCCAUCAGAUGCCUCGCUUAUCGGAAUUUAUUGAAACAUUUUUGCAUUUUGACGUGUUACGUUGUGUGUUUAAUUGUAAUUGUGUGAUUUUUAUAUAUGCACAACUUCAUUUCACUAUACGCGCCUGCUGACCUUGUUCUUCUUCCCGUGGUGUUUGUGUGAUUUCAGGCGCGGCGGCCAUUCCUCUGGAUCCUCCCAUUCUGGCUCCAGUUCAAAAAAGGCAUAACUUUAUUAGAGCCUGUCAGUCCAAUAACAAAAGGAAAAUUAAAAACAAGUGCAUGUUGUGUUAUAAAAUAGCGACCACAUCCAAUGACUAUGCUGUUCAUUCUCACAGAACCUGGAAAGUCUUAUUUCCCUUAAAAGAAAGACGGCAGCGCCACGAUUCUCUCAGCUCGUUACGUGCCCUCUUUGAAACCAGAUACAACCCCCAAUCUGUGACAAGUGUCAGUAACUGUAGGUGUCCACUAAACAUACGUACGUGUAUGGUCUAAUGAGGCUGUAUCUUAUUUCCCAUUCAUUCUGCUUUAAUUCUACUCAACUGGAGAGAACUUAGUAAGCCAUUGGCCCUUGGAAACAUCUGAGAUUGUUAUUCUUUUUAAAAAGCAGCUUUUUUUUUUGAUUAAGUAAGGGUGGACUACAUUAGCACCAAUUUAAAAUAUCAGAUGUAGCAAUGAAUUUUGGCCUGUUCUAUUGUUUCUGGUUUUUAUAAAAUGUAUUUGCUUUUGCAUUUUCAAGGUAAGUAUUUUCCUUUGAUAUUGCUUGUUUUUUUGUUUGUUUUUUAUUAACGCAGUAGGUUCAAAAUUCUUGAAAUGAUAUGUGCGUCUGAGUAAAUGUAUGAUUUAUUUUCUUUAGUCUAACACGAUUGAGACCUAAUGACAGUUCAGUUAUUCAUAUACGUGGGAAAUGAACUGAAAAUAGACAUUUUUGCUCCAGAUUAGUGCAAACAUUACAAAAGUAACAGCCGCAUGUCCUGUUAAUGGUAGAAUGUCAAUUAAUUCUUAUCAUGAUAAUGGUGGAACAUCUAAAGAAGACAUGUAAAUAAAAUCCUGUCGACCCUGUU
Messenger RNA from Solea senegalensis (Senegalese sole), 2076 nucleotides. RefSeq names its product zinc finger, RAN-binding domain containing 2 (gene zranb2). Gene Ontology annotation, molecular function: lipopolysaccharide binding; RNA binding. Lineage: Eukaryota; Metazoa; Chordata; Actinopteri; Pleuronectiformes; Soleidae. The record is from RefSeq and is a predicted model, not a curated record. Gene Ontology annotation, biological process: RNA processing. Bases 77 to 1147 code for a protein of 356 amino acids. The transcript is spliced from 9 exons.